ACCUAUGGGAGCGCAGGGAAGGCAGAAAGGGGGAGGGCAGAAUAAUCUGAGGCGGACUUGACUCCAUUUGUAAUGAAGGAUCUGAGGAGCUGGGGGUCCAGAUCAGGGCUGCCUCUGCGUCCGCGAGGGCAACGAGGAGAGGGGAGCGAGAUAAGUGAGGAAGAAAUCAACAGCCGCUUUGAAACGGAUCAGCAGCCUCUCCGCUGUGGCCGGAGGUGACGGGAGGCAGCGGAGCGGACGAACCGCGGUCCUCCGCGCGUUGGGGGAGACGGACUGCGCAGCGAGGAACGAACCCCGUUGAUAUUUGAAAGCUGCGCAGGGAACAUGGUGGAUAUUUGACAAGCUACACCGCGGCUACAUUUGGACAGUUUUUUUUUUCUAAAAAAGAAAAGUAAUUCAAAGGGAAAUCGAAGCGAAGCUGCAGAGCGCGCAGGAACAGGAUGAGCGUGUGUUUUGCAGCGAGAGCAGAGCAGUGCGUUUGAGUGGGACAUGGCAAACGGAGGGGAUCAGUUCGGCCUUGCAGAGCGUCCGGACUCGGACUGCAUGGAUUCCCCAAAAGAAACCAAACAGGAAAAUCCCAGCUUCACCUUAAACUCACCAACUUCACCGCAGACUGCGUCCAGUCAGCAGGGGAUGGAGGGAAUCAAAGUUUUCCUUCAUGACAGGGAACUCUGGACCAAGUUUGAUGAAGUGGGAACUGAAAUGAUCAUCACUAAAGCUGGAAGGAGGAUGUUCCCUAGUUACAAGGUGAAGGUCACAGGCCUCAACCCAAAAACCAAGUACAUACUCCUCAUGGACAUUGUCCCCGGGGAUGACCAUCGCUACAAAUUCGCAGACAACAAAUGGUCGAUAACGGGAAAGGCAGAGCCCGCGAUGCCGGGGAGGCUCUACGUGCACCCGGACUCUCCCGCCACCGGAGCCCACUGGAGCCGCCAGCUCGUCUCUUUUCAGAAGCUCAAACUCACCAACAACCACCUGGACCCCUUUGGACACAUAAUACUCAACUCCAUGCACAAAUACCAGCCUCGUCUGCACAUCGUGAAGGCGGACGAGAACAACGGCUUCGGCUCGAAGAACACAGCGUUCUGCACCCACGUCUUCUCUGAGACCGCCUUCAUCGCCGUGACGUCCUACCAGAACCACAAGAUUACGCAGCUGAAGAUAGAGAAUAAUCCUUUUGCGAAGGGCUUCAGAGGCAGUGAUGACAACGAGCUGCACCGCAUGGCCAAGCUACAAGGCAAGGACUACCCGGUGGUCCCCCGCAGUACUGUCCGUCAGAGAGCCUGCUCCGCCGGGAGUCCCUUCAGUGGAGAGGGUCGGGGUCUGAGGGGCUCUCCUGAGGCCGUCGCGUCCCCCUACAGCUGUGAGAAUGGCCUGAGCUGCAGCAGCCCCCAGGAACUGCUGAAUGCUCCCCCCGCGCACCCCUACACCCUGCCCCAUCCUCACCUGCAGCACGGCCAGCAGACGCAGGUCUACCACUGCACCAAGAGGAAAGUGGAGGAGAACUGCCCGUCAGGAAACCGCCAACACCCGUACAAGAAACCCUUCACUGGUAGCUCACCAAGUGAGGGCGAGUCUUACUACCACCCCUCCUCCUACCCUCCUCCUCCCCCCGGUCUAGCCAACAACCCUGCCCUGGGUCUCACUGACUCCCCCUACAGCUCAGACAUGGGACAGCGUCAGGCGUGCAUGUUUGCCGGCUCAGAGCCCAGACUGGAUGAACUCAGCUGUGCAUCCUGGUCGUACACCUGUCCACUCCCCUCUGCCAUGACCCCCAUGGAACCCUACCCGCCUUACACCCCCCAUCCUCCCUAUAGCUCCAGCCCUCAGGGCUCUCGACUCAGCGCCAUAGCCCACCAGAGCUCUCCGCCGCUGGGGGAGCACAUCGCCCAUGACCCCUAUCAGAGCCAGAGCUCCGGACCUCCGUCUCAGAGCUCCCAAAACAUUCACAGCAGGCAGCUCAGCCCUCCUCUCAGAGAGUAUCCUCGCUACACGCCCAACCUGUCUCCUCCUUUAUACCACACACUAGAGACACACACACACAUCAGGUGCGGAGUACCAGAGUGGAGUGCAGCCUCCUAACUGUACCUGAAAGACUGAUUCAGAGAGUCUCAAACUCAAUGACCCUUCUCUCUGCUCUUCUGAAAGUUGCUGCACCACAUACAGACUAAAUAUGAUAUUACCUUUGUAACAUAAUUGUGAAAAGUGUGAUCUUGUGCCGUGUGAAGAGGUCUCAUCUGUUAGCCAUGUUUCUCCCCUGUGCUGGAUGGAGCAGUGGAUUGUUAAAGACCUGGACUUGAGCAUCCAUGACGCUUCAGAUGUUUUUUUUUUUUUUUUUUUUAAAGGCAGCACAAUCAAAGUUGCAGUUUAUCAUCUUUUCAUAACUCAAAGACUGAUGUCAUCCAAAUGUUUGCACUGUGAGCCCUGUCAAGGCCAGACCGUGAACAGCACUAGGCUGUUUUCCUCUCAAUGACUCCCACUCUUUGCAUUGACAAGGAUGUAAAUUGUGACCCACUGUCAGACAGGCAGUAACAUUAACUGACCAAAAUAAUCUCAGCUCUCACAGCAGAGCCUGAGGGAGACUUUUUUUUUUCUCUUUAGCGAAGCAAAACGCAGCUCCAUGCUCAGUCUCAGUGAAGGAGAAAAGACAUGAGUUGUCUUGCGCGUGUGUCGUGUAUGUGUGUGUGUGUGCCUGUAUGUAAAGCCUAUGUCAGCUCAGCUCAAGGAUGCUAUGAGUUAAUUUCCAAUGAGACAGGCAGUAAUGGCUGCAGGCGCUGCGACGUAGAGAUAAACAGUUUGUUUAGACCACGCUACAGGCUGACGGACCUGCAAACACUGUUUCCGCUGCAUUCUGGGUAAAUGCACAACUCAGCAUCACGCAGCUGUCACCGCUGUCCUCUCAGUCACCCCCUCAGCUGACCAAUCGGCUUCUCCCGUUCGCUGACAGCCGACCAAUGGGCAUGCGCCUCUCUUUUUAUCCGCAGUCAUGGCAGGAGCUCAGCGUGUGUUUCAUGUGUGUGUGUGUGAUGGCCCAUUUUUGUUUGUUUCUGAAUUAUUCAUGAGUCCAGUGUUGAUCUUUGACAUGCAAGGAUUGCUCAGCAAACACAAAGCAACACAGUGAUGUAAUUGUGAUAAUGUUGAUGCACCAGCUCUUUAUUAGUCUCUUUAUUUUGAAUCUAAAUUGGUCCCUGUCAUAUCCGUACAAGCACUGCUCCAUUAAUUGCCUUGACUAGGUCGGGUUAAGUACAGUACAUUUCCUUGCACAUUUGGGUAUUACUUUCAUCCUUGUAGCUAACUGUAAAGAACCAUCUUUGGUUCCUUUUGUGCAAAAUAGACACAAGCUGAGAUUUUUGUUUAUUUUUGUGUAAUGAAGCAGUUUAAAAAAAAGAGAACAUUUCUGCCCCAGGUGUUAUACAUGCAGUAACAUGUGAGAAGGUGCUCUAACAUUGCAAACCUGUCAGUAUGCAAA
Molecule: messenger RNA, 3469 nt
Organism: Lates calcarifer (barramundi perch)
Lineage: Eukaryota; Metazoa; Chordata; Actinopteri; Centropomidae
Gene: tbx5b
Product: T-box transcription factor 5b
Exons: 9
Coding region: 490-2082 (530 amino acids)
Biological process (GO): regulation of transcription by RNA polymerase II; cell fate specification; positive regulation of DNA-templated transcription
Cellular component (GO): nucleus
Molecular function (GO): DNA-binding transcription factor activity, RNA polymerase II-specific; RNA polymerase II cis-regulatory region sequence-specific DNA binding
Source: RefSeq, a predicted model, not a curated record